Molecule: messenger RNA, 1832 nt
Organism: Alternaria alternata
Lineage: Eukaryota; Fungi; Ascomycota; Dothideomycetes; Pleosporales; Pleosporaceae
Product: cytochrome P450 monooxygenase
Exons: 2
Coding region: 213-1805 (530 amino acids)
Molecular function (GO): oxidoreductase activity, acting on paired donors, with incorporation or reduction of molecular oxygen; monooxygenase activity; iron ion binding
Source: RefSeq, a predicted model, not a curated record
GCUGCUCGUAGCAAUACAUGCCGGAAUAGGUCAUCAUUCUCCGAAGUCUACCCUUCUGAGCUCCUGGGAGACUAUCGUCAUCCAAUCUGUGUAGCUGCAUCAACGGGCAUUGAGGUGUCGCAACCAACACUUAAGUAAACCUCAGAGCGCACUCUCAAGAGUGGCUAACGGGAUCACAUUCAAACUUCCUGUCGUGUUGACCACGUUCUAUCAUGUCGACUGCAGCGCUCUCAAUCCCAUAUGCAGCUGCGCUAGGCGCAUGCGCUUUUCUCUACUUUGUUGUAUAUCCGGUCAUCGAAUAUUUUCGCGAUGUUAACGGUCUUCGACGCUAUCCGAACAUGCACCCGCUCUCGGGUAUCUCUUCGAUACCGUUCAUGGUGCUUGCACACGGCGGGGCACGGUCCACAUACUUAGAAAAGUUACAUCGAAAGCAUCCAGUCAUCCGUGUUGGCCCCAACUUCCUGUCAUACGGCGACCUUCGAGCUGUAAAGGAUAUCUAUGGCCAUAACACGCCCUGCACCAAGGACGGAUCGUACGUGAUUACUGCGGGCUCUCAUUACCAUCUUGCCGAUGUGAUAGACAAGCACGAUCAUGCCCGAAAGAGGAAAUUGAUGAGCUCCGCGUAUGCUAUCAAGAACCUGGAGGGCUGGGAACACAAAGUAGCCGACAAGACGCAGAAGCUACUGAAGCACUUCGACGAGUGCUGCACCGCCCCACUGGCACCUGGACAACUUCCGCAGUCUGAAGACGUAAACCUUGACUAUCGCAAAUGGACCAAUUUCUUCACAUUGGACGCCAUUGCCGAUAUUGGACUCUCCGACAAGCUUGGAUUCCUCGACCGAGGUCACGAUAGAGUUACUGGACGUAGAACAGAUGGCUCGACGUACGAGUGUGACUUUAGGCCAGCGCUAUACAACACAGCCCGGAAACAGUCGUUGUUGAUCUGGCCAUAUGAUUGGUAUCCGCUCAUUAACAAACUCUCCAACAUCAUUCCCUUCUACAAGCGCAUGAGCGAAUAUGCAAAUGAAUGGGAGGGCGUACCGGUUCAACUUGCUCACAAGCGCCUUGAGCGAUACAGGGCAGGAGAGAAGCUCGACGACUUUUUCCAGACGCUAAUGGAAGACAAGAACGGCCACCCAAACAACCUGGAGUGGGGCGAGAUUAUUGCGGAAGUGAGCAUCAUGAUGAACGCCGGAUCGGCGACAACAGCGAUUGCGAUGGCCAACGUCAUGUAUCAACUGAUUAAGCACCCUGAAAUCAAGAAGAAACUAGUACAAGAGAUCGAUUCGGCGUUGGAAGAUGACGAAGAGGAAGGCGACGGAGUCAUCGCCUAUGACAGGGUGAAGCAUCUACCUUAUCUUCGCGCGUGCCUCGACGAGUCACUCCGCCUCUUCCCGCCGACCCCUCAUGGGCUACCGCGACAAACGCCAACAGAAGGCGCGAACAUCCUCGGUGACUACAUCCCAGGUGGUGUCUCUGUCGCUAUGUCUGCAUACGUUGCGCAUCGACAGGAGUCCAUGUUUCCACAACCCGAUAAGUUCAUUCCUGAGCGCUGGCUGGGUGAAGAGGGCAAGGCGUUGCAACCCUACUUUCUGGCUUUCUCGGCAGGCGCAAGAGGCUGCAUUGGACGCAACAUCUCAUAUCUUGAGCAAACUGUGGUGCUCGCGAGCGUGUUGCGACGCUAUGACUUUGCGCUGAGCAGUCCAAACUGGGAGCUGCAACGGUUGGAGACGAUGAACUGGAUUCUGGGUGAGAUGCCAGUGAAGAUCUGGCGGCGAGAGCGAAAAUCGGCACAGCAGGAGUAGGGAGAAGGCUUUUUGUUGCAUAGCAGA